Messenger RNA from Aspergillus luchuensis, 1233 nucleotides. Its product is annotated as agmatinase. Gene Ontology annotation, molecular function: metal ion binding; agmatinase activity. NCBI's taxonomy places the organism in Eukaryota, Fungi, Ascomycota, Eurotiomycetes, Eurotiales, Aspergillaceae. The transcript has 5 exons. The coding region runs from base 1 to 1233 and encodes 410 amino acids. The record is from RefSeq and is a predicted model, not a curated record.
AUGCGUUACUCUCUGUGGUGCUCCAUUUUUGGGAGUCUUGUUGGAGGCGCCUCCGCCACCCAAGCAUCUCCAGCUCACGUGCAGGAGCUCAAGGAACGUUGGGGUGAAGAUUGGGCAUUUUCAGGCAUUACUACUUUUGGCCACUUGGAGCAUGUCCAUUGUCUCACCAAUCCCGACACGCCAUUUGACAUCGGGAUUAUUGGCACGCCAUUCGACACGGCCGUGAGCUAUCGACCUGGUGCGCGUAUGGGCCCGCGUGCCAUUCGCACCGCCUCUGCUCGCCAUAUCCCAUCGCGCGCCUUUCAUGCCGCAGCCCAAAUCAAUCCAUAUCAGUCAUGGGCACGCGUGCUAGACUGCGGUGAUAUCCCCGUCACUCCAUUCGACAACGCCGUCGCCGUCCAUCAAAUGACUGAGGCCUACCGGGAGCUGGGCUCCCGGAGGACAACCACCGGGACGGGCAAGCCCAAGCUCAUCACCCUCGGUGGAGAUCAUCUCGUGGCGCUUCCCGCCCUCCGAGCUCUUCGCGAACAGUACGGCGAGCCCGUGGCUCUCUUGCAUUUCGAUUCCCACCUUGACUCGCUGCAUCCCGAUCGGUACCCCUCAGCUUGGACUUCCAUGCAAUCUCAGUUUAACCACGGCUCUGUCUUCUGGAAUGCCAUGAAGGAGGGCCUAAUCUCGAAUUCCUCAUCUCUACAUGCCGGUAUCAACACCCGUUUGAGUGGGAAUUCCUUCCAGGACCUAGAAGACGACGACAAGCAGGGUUUCCUGCGAAUUGCCGCCGACGAGGUUGACACGAUUGGCGCGGCCGGCAUCGUCGAUCGCAUUCAUCAGCAUAUCCCGAAGGAUCAGCCAGUCUACAUGAGCAUUGACAUCGAUGUAUUGGAUCCCGCGUUUGCCCCGGGAACGGGAGCUCCUGAGCCGGGUGGUUGGACCACGCGCGAGAUGAUCAAAAUCUUGCGGGGUGUCAUGGAUCUCAACAUUGUCGGAGCUGAUAUCGUCGAGGUGGCCCCGGCCUACGACACUCCAGGGGGUGAAACCGCAUAUUUGGCGGCAAAUUUGGCGUACGAACUGGUCACUGGCAUGGUGGCCCGAGAACAGAAGUCCCGGGCGCCGGCAGGCGGGCAACAAGUGCCGGUAGGGAUGAUGCAAGAGCCGAACGAAUAUGAGGUGUGCUACCGCCUCAAUCCCGGCGCUGAAAACGUCCUCAAUGGCCUGUUGAAGCAAAUCAGCUAG